AUGGGUGGGAUGUUUAGUAAAGACUCUUCAUCAUUGGAAAACAGAAAUCCUGGAUACCAAUCUCACCUGACCUCUUAUGAAGCCGCCUGUAGAGCCGACCGGAGCUUGCAAGAUUUUGACAAGACCUUGCACGAUCAAGCUGAUAGAGUUAUUAGGACACUAGCAGCUAGUGCUGAGGCUCAAUCCCUAGCAUUGAAAUCUAUAGGAGAGGCGACCACUGGCGUUCUUGAGAUGAACCGUGUACUUGCUAACAUCCUUCUUGCAUCCAAAGAAGACAUAUGGAAAGACAAAGAGCUGUCCCAUUUAGUGGAGUAUUACUUCAACAAUGGCUUACAAAUAUUAGAUUUCUACAAUUCCCUCGAGAAUUGCCUGAGGCAGGCCCAUGAUAGCCAGUUGAAUAUUCGACUCGCACUUGUGCACUUUGAGGAAGAGGGAGGAAAGAAUGUGGAAAGGGAGAGGUAUGCUGGGACAUUGCUGGCGCUCCAGAGAUUCAGAGAAGCUGGCGACCCAUUCACGGAAGAGUUCUGGAAGGGCUUUCACUCUGUGCUUAAGCAGCAGAAAGAGAUGUUGCCGAAGUUGGAGGCUUGUAUGAAGAAGCUUGACAAGAAAGUUAAAUCUGCACAAACUUGGAGAAGGGUGACCAAUGCCAUAUUUGUGACCGCCUUCGUCUCCACUUUGAUCCUCUCGGUCAUCGCGGUCGCGAUCGCUGCACCGCCUGUUGUGAUUGCUCUAGCUGCUGCUCUUGCAGCUCCAAUAGGGUCAGUUGGCAAGUGGUGCGAUUCUUGGUGGAAAAACUACCGAAGGGAACUAAAAGGGAAAAAGGUGUUAAUAGACAUAAUGUAUGAGGGAACUAAGAUCUCGAUUGAGGACUUGAAGACGCUUCGGUCGCUUGUGGGUAAGCUGGAAAUUGAGAUUGAGUCGAUCGUGCAAAAGGCCGACUUCGCUCUUGGAGAAGAACAGGAAGAAGCGGUGAAGCUUGGAAUGUUGGAGAUCAAGAAAAGGGCGGAAGAUUUCAUGAAAACUAUCGAAGAUCUCAGUACGCAAGCUGAUAAGAGUAGCCGCGAGAUACGGAUGGCGAGGUCAAUGAUAUUGCAGAAGAUAAUGGGACAGUAG
This is a messenger RNA of Eucalyptus grandis, 1113 nucleotides long. Its product is annotated as UPF0496 protein 1. The transcript has a single exon. Lineage: Eukaryota; Viridiplantae; Streptophyta; Magnoliopsida; Myrtales; Myrtaceae. The record is from RefSeq and is a predicted model, not a curated record. Bases 1 to 1113 code for a protein of 370 amino acids.